Funneliformis caledonium is the source of this 2850-nucleotide messenger RNA. The record is from the annotation of a GenBank genome assembly. NCBI's taxonomy places the organism in Eukaryota, Fungi, Glomeromycota, Glomeromycetes, Glomerales, Glomeraceae.
AUGCUUCGCCCAUUAAGUCAACAUUCAACGCGUACGUGCCCUGUUUAUGUAACUUCUUCAUCUUUUAAUCAAAAUGCUUUAUUUUCUACUGGUCUCGGUCGCGGUUCAAUGGAUCAAAUUACCCUUGGAGGAAAAUCUAUCUCCUUAAGUCAGAGGUUAAAGAAGAAUUCAGAAGUAAAUGGUAAUACAAGGUUGGACACAAAGGUAAAAAAUGCUCGACCCGGUCAAUUUGAGGAUGCGAUUGAAAAAGGGAAAAAAACAUUUCAAUCUUUAGCUGAGCCAAUACAAGAACCACUUAAACAAAUGUAUGAAGAAUAUAAAUCAUCAUCACCGCUACCACCAUUAAGACGCGAAGGAAGUGCUACCCAACGAAAACAAGAUAAUAAUCGAGGAAUGCACAAAACUUUAAUGAAUAAUUCGUCACGAACCGAUUCAAAGAUGAAUCAAAAGAGUCGAUAUAAAAGAAAAUCGGAACAUAAAUAUGAAAUGCGAUCAAGUAUACCACCACCGCGACAAACUGAUUUUGUGGUGCAAGAUAUCAAUUGGUCGGAUUUUAUUAAUUCAAGUACGAACAAAUUAAGUGUUCCAGAUACUUUGGAGAAUAGUCAAGACGAACAAGCGGCAUUACGGUUAGAAUUGGAGGGUGGGGAUUAUGAUCGUUACCUUUCAUUUCCAAAAUCUAUGCAAGGAAAAUUCAACCUUGACAAUGAUUUAACCAAUUCUUUACAAAAAGUCAUAGGUCAGAAUCCUUCUUAUAACCUUUCAGAGAAAAAACUGUUUUAUGAAGCUUUGUUGCAAAAUUUGAAUAAUCAGAAAACUCGUGAAGAUGCCCAAAGACAGCUUGAGCAAGCAGAAACGACUAACUUUCCCAUGUAUGUUGCGAUGCUCUGUCAAGAGCUUGCAAAUGAACAGUCGUCACAGUAUACUCGAAACGCGGCUGGUAUAGCUUUGAAAAAUACUCUGUCCUCGUCGGAGGCGUCUAGAAGAAAUGAAAUGAUACAAAGAUGGUUAUCGGUGGACGAGGCAACAAGGCAACAAAUUAAACAAGCGGUACUAACCACGUUGGCAUCUUCAGACACAAGAGCUGCGACCACAGCUGCACAGGUUAUUGCUGCGAUUGGAGCUAUCGAACUUCCUAUGGAAAAUCAGUGGCCUGAUUUAAUGAAAAAUUUGUUAGAAAAUGUUACCACAACUAAUAAUAGUACCCUCAAGAUAGCAACCCUGACCGCGAUUGGUUAUAUUUGUGAAUUGAUCGAUCCUAUUAUUUUGGCACCUCAAGCUGGAGCCAUCCUUACUGCAGUUGUAUCAGGUGCCAAAAAAGAGGAACCCAAUCAAGAUGUUCGUAAAGCUGCAAUUGAUGCUCUUUACAACUCGCUCGAGUUUAUUCGUGACAAUUUUGAACGCGAGGGCGAACGUAAUUACAUAAUGCAAAUUGUUUGUGAGGCCACACAAAGCUCUGAUGUAAAUGUGCAAGUUGCUGCCUUUGAAUGUUUGGUCAGAAUAAUGCAGAUUUAUUAUGACAAGAUGAGAUUUUAUAUGGAAAAGGCUUUAUUUGGUUUGACCGUCCUUGGAAUGAAAAGUGAAGAUGAAAGAGUUGCUUUGCAAGCUGUCGAAUUUUGGUCAACAGUAUGUGACGAGGAAAUCGAAUUGGCCAAUGAAGCUUUAGAGGCUUCGGAUGCAGGAGAAACUCCGGAUCGUUUAAGUCAUAACUUUGCAAAAGCUGCUUUACCUGAAAUAUUACCUGUCCUGCUUUGGCUUCUCACUAAACAAGAAGAAGAUGCCGAUGAAGACGAUUGGAAUGUUGCAAUGGCUGCUGGAACUUGUUUAUCACUUUUGGCUCAAUGCGUUGAGGAUGCCAUCGUUACGCCCGUGAUUCCGUUCGUAGAAAGUCAUAUUCGUAGUGCAGAUUGGCGUUUCCGGGAAGCAGCUAUUAUGGCCUUCGGAUCCAUUUUAGAAGGCCCCGAACACAAAAUGUUAACUAAUUUGGUAAAUCAAGCUUUGCCAGUUCUGAUUGACAUGAUGAAGGAUGAUUCAGCUCAGGUUAAAGAUACGACUGCUUGGACCCUUGGACGCGUUUCAGAAUUGUUGAUUGAAUGUAUUAAGCCUGAUGAACAUCUUCAAAGCCUUGUUUCCGCACUUGUCUUGGGAUUAAGAGAUUCGCCAAGAAUUGUCUCAAAUUGUUGCUGGGCCCUGAUGAGCUUGUCUGAUCAGUUUGGUAGCAGAGAAUCUUCUUUACCAACCUAUGCCUUAUCUCCUUUCUACGAGGGAAUUAUUUCGGCUCUCAUGGAAACUACGGAGAGGUCAACCAAUGAAUCUAACUCGCGAACAUCUGCUUAUGAAUGCAUCUCCACUCUGGUGCAAGGGGCCGCAUUGGACUGUUUUUCGACCAUCCAAAAGCUGACGGUCACUAUACUUGAUAGAUUGGACGCUACCAUUCAAGCAACAAAUCAAAUUAUAGGCAGUGACGAACGUCAUGCUCAUUCAGAACUUCAAUCAAAUCUUUGUAGUGUCUUAACGAGCAUAAUCCGCAAAUUGAAGCAAGAAGUGGUGCCAUUCGCCGAUAGAAUUAUGACUACAUUAUUAUCCUUGUUUACUUCAUCAACAAAACAUUCGACAACAUUGGAAGACGGAUUCUUAGCUGUAGGUGCCAUCACUACAGCUGUGGAAGCUGAUUUCGUCAGAUAUCUUGAUGCUUUCGCGCCAUUCCUUUAUGCUGCGCUUUCGAAUCACGAGGAAUAUGCUCUUUGUUCGAUUGCCGUUGGACUUAUUGGUGAUAUCUGUCGUGCCCUCCAAGAGGCAUCAUUGCCAUAUUGUGAUACAUUUAUGAACAUGUUAUUGCAAAUGCUUCAA